Molecule: messenger RNA, 447 nt
Organism: Octopus sinensis (East Asian common octopus)
Lineage: Eukaryota; Metazoa; Mollusca; Cephalopoda; Octopoda; Octopodidae
Exons: 3
Coding region: 1-447 (148 amino acids)
Source: RefSeq, a predicted model, not a curated record
AUGGCAAUAUUUAUACGUGGAAUAAUUGCAAAAUUCAACAUUCGGGAAGAAUUUCUUGCCUUAAAAUCAAUGCAUGGAACAACUAGAGGUGAAGACUUAUUCCAAAUGGUCGACUCAGCCUUAAACGAUUUUGAUUUAGCGUAUGAAAAAAUGAGUGAUCUUACUACUGUUGGUGCCGCAGGUCGUGAAAAAGGAUUCCUAGCUCUGAUUAAGAAUGAAUUUAAGAAGCAUCUUUUGGAUUCGAAAACUUUAAUUGUGUCACUACUUUAUUCAUGUGGAAAGUUUAUGUGCAAAAUCUCUCGAGAUGGGCAAUGUAAUGAAAGUUACCGGACAAGGACUACCUAUGGUAAACUUUCAAGGAAAUUGCUAAAGAAAGCAGAAACUUCUAAAAUGAAAUUAUUUUUGUACUUUGGUGCAUCAUUCGUCACUUUGCAUUCUGCUCACUGA